Messenger RNA from Sycon ciliatum, 12285 nucleotides. Its product is annotated as fibrillin-2-like. Gene Ontology annotation, molecular function: calcium ion binding. Lineage: Eukaryota; Metazoa; Porifera; Calcarea; Leucosolenida; Sycettidae. The coding region runs from base 235 to 11214 and encodes 3659 amino acids. The record is from RefSeq and is a predicted model, not a curated record. The transcript is spliced from 11 exons.
ACGGACGGCAGCUACGUGUGCUCGUGCGCAGCGGGGUACUCCGGCGACGGCGUGACGUGCGUGGACAUCAUCGAGUGCGCGAACAGCACGGCGCACUCGUGCAGCGCGGGCUCGUCCGUGUGUCGCGACGUCCCGGGCUCCUACGUGUGUGAUUGUAAGUUUGGCUUUGAGGGAGCGCAGUGCUCGGACAUUGACGAAUGUGCUCUGACCGGCCAUGCCACGCUGUGCCCUGAAAUGGCCACCUGCAAGAACACCGUUGGCAAUUACGAGUGCAAGUGCCCGGUUGGUUACGCAGUCGGAACGGAUUUCAACGGCAUGCCGGCAUGCGUCGACAAGAAUGAGUGUACGAACGGAGAGGCUUCUUGCUCGACCAACUCCACGUGUAGCAACACCGAUGGGAGCUACACGUGCACGUGCAGCGUGGGCUUUGCUAGGGACAGCGCGGCGGGACUGUGCAAGGACGUGGAUGAAUGCACACUGGCUGCUUCGCCCUAUCCAUGCCACCAGGCGGCCGAAUGCACUAACACGAACGGCAGCUAUCGCUGCGCCUGCACCUCUGGUUACAGCGGCACCGGCACGUACUGUGAGGAUAUUGAUGAGUGUAAACAACCAGCCGCCGCCAGAACACUGGACUGCCACGCCAACGCAUCCUGCGCCAACAGCGAGGGCUCGUACUAUUGCGCGUGCGAUCGCGGCUUCGUCGGCGACGGAGUGAGCUGUGCAGAUAGGAACGAGUGCGGCGAGUGCGGCACGUGCUUGGAGAACUCUGAGUGCGUCAACACCCGCGGUUCGUACAGCUGCCUGUGCAGAACCGGUUUCUACCACUACGGUGCCGUGUGUCUGGACCUGGACGAAUGCCAGACCCCGGCGAACAACACGUGUGACGCGAACGCCGCGUGUCGCAAUACCCUGGGAUCACACGAGUGCUCGUGCCUGCCGGGAUUUACCGGCAAUGGCCGGCAGUGCGAUAGCGUGAACGAGUGCGGCGGCGGCGCGAGCGUUUGUGCCGCCAAGAAUACGGUGUGCAUUGACGUGUUCGGCUCUUAUGAGUGUGAGUGCCAGACGGGAUACACUGGCAACGCUCACACGAAUUGCACCGACGUGAACGAGUGUAAUGUCGUGGGCACCUGUCACGAAUCAGCGCAGUGCAUGAACAACCCGGGCAAUUUUACCUGCACAUGCAAUACAGGUUACAGUGGAGAUGGACAGCAGUGUGCUGAAAUAAAUGAAUGCUCAACUUUCGCUCACAACUGCCAUUCUGAUGCUACCUGUAGCAACAGUGCAGGAAACUUUACUUGCAGUUGCAAUAGUGGUUACUUUGGCAAUGGAGAGACAUGCGAAGACAAGGAUGAAUGUGCUCCUGGAGCUGUACCAGUGUGCAGUGUAAACUCUCAAUGUGACAACGUUCCUGGUUCUUUCCAUUGUAAUUGCUUCACUGGCUACUUGAAGGAUGGAGUAUCUUGCGUGGAUAUCAAUGAAUGUACUAAUAGUUCUUACACUACCAACUGUCACACUCAUUCGACAUGCUCAAACACCAAGGGAAGCUAUGUGUGCAUCUGUCAUGAAGGAUACAACGGUCAGGGUAUAAACUGCAUCGAUCACGACGAAUGUUACAAUGGUGGCCAUGAUUGCCAUGACAACGCGAUGUGCUCCAACACAGCGGGAGGUCAUAAUUGCUCAUGUGACCCCGGUUAUGAAGGUCCAGGUACAUACUGUUCAGAUGUGGACGAGUGUGCACGUCAUCAUCACGACUGUUCGUCGGAUGCCACUUGUCAGAACAACAUCGGUAACUUCAGUUGUUCAUGUAAUUCAGGAUACAAGGGUAAUGGAAAGAGUUGUGUGGAUGUUGACGAGUGCCUGAAAUCACCGUGUGACGAGAAUGCCAACUGUACGGACACCGUUGGAAGUUUUACUUGUGCAUGUAUACAUGGUUAUACAGGAACAGGAAAGUUCUGUGUGGACAUAGAUGAAUGUUCGAGUUCCAAGGACAACACGUGUCACAGUGAUGCAACAUGUUCAAACAAAAAGGGUUCCUACAUUUGUACAUGUAAUAGUGGUUUUCACGGCGAUGGCAUAAACUGCGCAAACAUCCAUGAAUGUUCCAAUUCAUCAACUUGCACCUCGAACUCUACCUGCACAGAUAAUGUCGGUUCGUAUACAUGCAAGUGCGAUAGUGGUUUCUCAGGUGAUGGGAUUUCGUCAUGUUCCGAUGUGGACGAGUGUUUGGUGACAACCUCUUGCCAUGCUGAUGCAAUCUGCACGAACAGUGACGGCACGAACUGCAUUGAUCACAACGAAUGUCAGGCGGACAGCCACGAGUGCCAUCCUAAUGCCACGUGCUCCAACACGGUGGGAGGUCAUAAUUGCUCAUGUGACUCAGGUUACGAAGGUCCAGGGACCUACUGUUCAGAUGUGGACGAGUGUGCACGUGAUCUUCACGACUGCUCGUCGGAUGCCACUUGUCAGAACAACAUUGGCAACUUCAGUUGUUCAUGUAAUUCAGGAUACAAGGGUAAUGGAAAGAGUUGUGUGGAUGUUGACGAGUGCCUGAAAUCACCGUGUGACGAGAAUGCCAACUGUACGGACACCGUUGGAAGUUUUACUUGUGCAUGUAUACAUGGUUAUACAGGAACAGGAAAGUUCUGCGUGGACAUAGAUGAAUGUUCGAGUUCCAAGGACAACACGUGUCACAGUGAUGCAACAUGUUCAAACAAAAAAGGUUCCUACAUUUGUACAUGUAAUAGUGGUUUUCACGGCGAUGGCAUAAACUGCACAAACAUCCAUGAAUGUUCCAAUUCAUCAACCUGCACCUCGAACUCUACCUGCACAGAUAAUGUCGGUUCGUAUACAUGCAAGUGCGAUAGUGGUUUCUCAGGUGAUGGGAUUUCGUCAUGUUCUGAUGUGAACGAGUGUUUGAUGACAACCUCUUGCCAUGCUGAUGCAAUCUGCACGAACAGUGAGGGAAAGUUUGAUUGCAGUUGCAAACCGGGUUACAGUGGAGAUGGACAGCAGUGUACUGAAAUAGAUGAAUGCUUAACUGGCAUUCACAACUGCCAUUCUGAUGCUAUCUGUAGCAACAGUGCAGGAAACUUUACUUGCAGUUGCAAUAAUGGUUUCUUUGGCAAUGGAGAGACAUGCCAAGACAAGAAUGAAUGUUAUGGAGCUGUACCAGUGUGCAGUGUAAACUCUCAAUGUGACAACGUUCCUGGUUCUUUCCAUUGUAAUUGCCUUACUGGCUACUUGAAGGAUGGAGUAUCUUGCGUGGAUAUCAAUGAAUGUGCUAAUAGUUCUUACACUACCAACUGUGAUGCUCAUUCAACAUGCUCUAACACCAAGGGAAGCUAUGUGUGCCUCUGCCAUCAAGGACAUAGCGAUAACGGCACGAACUGCAUCGAUCACAACGAAUGUCAGAAUGGCGGCCAUGAUUGCCAUGACAACUCGAUGUGCUCCAACACGGUGGGAGGUCAUAAUUGCUCAUGUAACCCAGGUUAUGAAGGUCCAGGUACCUACUGUUCAGAUGUGGACGAGUGUGCACGUCAUCUUCACGACUGUUCGUCGGAUGCCACUUGUCAGAACAACAUUGGUAGCUUCAGUUGUUCAUGUAAUUCAGGAUACAAGGGUAAUGGAAAGAGUUGUGUGGAUGUUGACGAGUGCCUGAAAUCACCGUGUGACGAGAAUGCCAACUGUACGGACACCGUUGGAAGUUUUACUUGUGCAUGUAAACCUGGUUAUACAGGAACAGGAAAGUUCUGUGUGGACAUAGAUGAAUGUUCGAGUUCCAAGGACAACACGUGUCACAGUGAUGCAACAUGUUCAAACAAAAAGGGUUCCUACAUUUGUACAUGUAAUAGUGGUUUUCACGGCGAUGGCAUAAACUGCACAAACAUCCAUGAAUGUUCCAAUUCAUCAACCUGCACCUCGAACUCUACCUGCACAGAUAAUGUCGGUUCGUAUACAUGCAAGUGCGAUAGUGGUUUCUCAGGUGAUGGGAUUUCGUCAUGUUCUGAUGUGAACGAGUGUUUGGUGACAACCUCUUGCCAUGCUGAUGCAAUCUGCACGAACAGUGAGGGAAAGUUUGAUUGUAGUUGCAAACCGGGUUACAGUGGAGAUGGACAGCAGUGUACUGAAAUAAAUGAAUGCUCAACUUUCGCUCACAACUGCCAUUCUGAUGCUAUCUGUAGCAACAGUGCAGGAAACUUUACUUGCAGGUGCAAUAAUGGUUUCUUUGGCAAUGGAGAGACAUGCGAAGACAAGGAUGAAUGUGCUCCUGGAGCUGUACCAGUGUGCAGUGUAAACUCUAAAUGUGACAACGUUCCUGGUUCUUUCCAUUGUAAUUGCCUUACUGGCUACUUGAAGGAUGGAGUAUCUUGCGUGGAUAUCGAUGAAUGUACUAAUAGCUCUUACACUACCAACUGUCCAACUCAGUCAACGUGCUCAAACACCAAAGGAAGCUAUGUGUGCCUCUGUCAUCAAGGAUAUAAAGGAAGGAAUUCAUCACUCCUGUCUGCAACUACUGCACCACCGACCACGAACGGAACAGAUAGCGUAUACAAAGAACUAACUGGCUAUCACUUUUGUUCCGGUACCCAAACUGUUCUCAUGGCGGUCGGUCAUAGAGUUGACUAUGCAACCGCCGCGCAAACCUGCAAACGGCACAAUGGCGAUGUCCUCAGCGCAGCGACAUUCAAUGCAAAGUGUACGCUUGGCCACGUGGGUCCUGCCUGGUUGAGCGGCAAUGGCUAUACAAGAGCUGACAAACGUAGAGUAGAGUACUCUACUCAGGGAUUUGGAUUUUUUUCAACCCAACAUUUGGAUGCUAUAUGUGAAAUGUCUUGUGAACGCACUGCGGGAGAUAAUAUCGCCAGCAUAACAGCGGACGGUUAUGUCGUUUGUAACCCUGGAUAUGUCUACCCCCAUAGUCAACCAGUGUGCGAAGGAACGGCACAGGUUUUCUCUUGUGUUUAUAACGGCACGGACUGCAUCGAUCACAACGAAUGUUACAAAGGCGGCCAUGAUUGCCAUGACAAAGCGAUGUGCACCAACACGGCGGGAGGUCAUAAUUGCUCAUGUGACCCAGGUUAUGAAGGUCCAGGUACCUACUGUUCAGAUGUGGACGAGUGUGCACGUCAUCUUCACGACUGUUCGUCGGAUGCCACUUGUCAGAACAACAUUGGUAACUUCAGUUGUUCAUGUAAUUCAGGAUACAAGGGUAAUGGAAAGAGUUGUGUGGAUGUUGACGAGUGCCUGAAAUCACCGUGUGACGAGAAUGCCAACUGUACGGACACCGUUGGAAGUUUUACUUGUGCAUGUAUACAUGGUUAUACAGGAACAGGAAAGUUCUGUAUGGACAUAGAUGAAUGUUCGAGUUCCAAGGACAACAUGUGUCACAGUGAUGCAACAUGUUCAAACAAAAAGGGUUCCUACAUUUGUACAUGUAAUAGUGGUUUUCACGGCGAUGGCAUAAACUGCACAAACAUCCAUGAAUGUUCCAAUUCAUCAACCUGCACCUCGAACUCUACCUGCACAGAUAAUGUCGGUUCGUAUACAUGCAAGUGCGAUAGUGGUUUCUCAGGUGAUGGGAUUUCGUCAUGUUCUGAUGUGGACGAGUGUUUGAUGACAACCUCUUGCCAUGCUGAUGCAAUCUGCACGAACAGUGAGGGAAAGUUUGAUUGCAGUUGCAAACCGGGUUACAGUGGAGAUGGACAGCAGUGUACUGAAAUAAAUGAAUGCUCAACUUUCGCUCACAACUGCCAUUCUGAUGCUAUCUGUAGCAACAGUGCAGGAAACUUUACUUGCAGUUGCAAUAAUGGUUACUUUGGCAAUGGAGAGACAUGCCAAGACAAGAAUGAAUGUUAUGGAGCUGUACCAGUGUGCAGUGUAAACUCUAAAUGUGACAACGUUCCUGGUUCUUUCCAUUGUAAUUGCCUUACUGGCUAUUUGAAGGAUGGAGUAUCUUGCGUGGAUAUCAAUGAAUGUACUAAUAGUUCUUACACUACCAACUGUGAUGCUCAUUCAACAUGCUCAAACACCAAGGGAAGCUAUGUGUGCCUCUGUCAUCAAGGACAUAACGGUAACGGCACAAACUGCAUUGAUCACAACGAAUGUAAGGCGGACAGCCAUGAGUGCCAUCCUAAUGCCAUGUGCUCCAACACGGUGGGAGGUCAUAAUUGCUCAUGUGACCCAGGUUAUGAAGGUCCAGGUACAUACUGUUCAGAUGUGAACGAGUGUGCACGUCAUCUUCACGACUGUUCGUCGGAUGCCACUUGUCAGAACAACAUUGGUAACUUCAGUUGUUCGUGUAACCUGGGAUACAAUGGUGAUGGAAAGAGUUGUGCGAAUGUUGACGAGUGCCUCAACUCUCCGUGCGAUACGAAUGCCCAGUGCACGAACACCAAGGGAAGUUUUACGUGCGUAUGCAAGCCCGGCUACAAAGGUAUCGGUGUGUUCUGUGCGGACAUAAACGAGUGCCUGAACAAGCCCGACAACAACUGCCACCAGGAGGCGACAUGCAGCAACGUGCCCGGGUCGUUCACCUGCCGAUGCCGGGACGGUUAUGCCGGGGACGGCCGCUCCUGUCAGGACAUCAACGAGUGCAUGCAGGCCGGCCCGCCCGUGUGCGCGCCCGUCGGCGCGAACUGCACCAACACGAGGGGCUCCUUCGAGUGCAAGUGCGCCACGGGGUACACCGGCAACGGGGUGUUCUGCACUGACAUCGUCGAGUGCGUGGCGCCAGGCGAUAACGCGUGCAGCGAGAACGCUCACUGCACGAACACGGCCGGCGCGUACGGGUGCUCGUGCAAGGCCGGGUUCACCGGCGACGGGUACACCUGCAGAGAUGUGAACGAGUGCAGUGCGGCGUCCACGUGCGCGUCCAACGCAAUCUGCAACAACACGGUGGGUUCGUACACAUGCAGCUGUCCGUUUGCUCACGAGGGUGACGGUCACACGGUGUGCACUGACAUUGAUGAGUGUUUGCGUGUGGGUAUCUGCGCUGGCAACGCCGCCUGCAGCAACAUAGUGGGCUCCUAUCGCUGUGCAUGCCUGCCCGGCUUUACCGGCGACAGUCACAGCAACUGCUCGGACGUAAACGAGUGCUCGGAGGCUAGUAGCCUGCACAACUGCGACCUGGCGGUGGGCAAGUGCACGAACGAGGUUGGCGCGUUCAAGUGCAGCUGCCCGGUGGGUUACAGGGGUAACGGUACUGUCUGCGAGGAUGUGAACGAGUGCAUGCAGACGCCGGACGUCUGUGUCCAGGGUGCCGGCUGUGUGAACACGAACGGCUCGUAUUCGUGUCCCUGUCUCGCUGGGUAUCGCGAGGACGGCGCGCUGUGCACGGAAGUGAACGAGUGCUGGGAGGGAACGCACAACUGUCACGCGCUGUUCGGCGCCUGCAGCAACCUGAACGGCUCGUACGAGUGCUCGUGCCGCGAGCACUUUGUCGGCGACGGCGUGGAGUGCGCGUCCGUGGACCACUGUGUGACCAGCACGCACAACUGCAGUCGCAACGCACGCUGCAGCACUGGUGAGGAAACGACUGCAGUAACUGGGGCUACAACAACAACAACAACAACAACAACAACACCUGCAGCAGCGGGUGCAGGUGCAGCGCUGCCAGAUUCUUCAUUCAACUGCCAAUGUCUGCCGGGAUACUUUGGUGAUGGCCAUGUGUGCAGCAUCAGCACCAACGCUAAAAGUGGUCAGCAGGAUUCCGGAGCCCAGGCAAUGUUCAUCACUGGCGUGGGUGCUCUGACCUGCGUUGUCGUGAUCAUGCUGGCCGCUCUGUUUGCCUACAAGUCCGAGACCAGAAAGCGUCCUGGCAUUCUGCAACAUCCAAUGUCGGACAUGUCCUCGCUUAGCAGGAGGAAGAACGAUGUCGAUGAGCACCCGCCACAGCUCCAAUUCAACAACGAAGCGUAUGAACUGUUCCUGCAGCACGGAAGCGUAGCUACACCGACAGACGACUGCGCCACUACGGACUACGAGGAGUUUCAGCUGGCCAGAGCCGGCGCCCGCUCCCGCUCCCAGUCGCUUAGCACCAACUACACCGAGGCCAAGCCGGACAGGCAGUUCUCGCCCGACACGCCGGCCCCCGGUCAGCAAGCUGAGCAGAGCCUGCGCGGCGACCGCAGCAGCAGUGUCGGCAAUCUGAGCCACGGAAUGUCCAACUCCACGUCCAACCUCACCGGCGCCAUGUACGACGAAUGGCAAGGAAACGGCAAGCCGAUCAACACGCAACAAGGCCACAAGGAAUCAGGCCACCGUCGCACCAACACGUUCUACGCCAUGUUCUCCUCGUUGCUCUACAGUGUGGUGGGCAAGAAGUCGAGACGGAACAGCGCCACCAUUACAGUCACCUCCUCACCGCGUUGGUCGAGUACCAGCUCGCAGCACGACCUCGGCUGUCGGUACAGCGCAACGGAUGAAAGACUCGUCGGCGACAACCACUCCGCCUCGACCGUGUCACUGCCUGGCGAAAGCCAGGCUGAAGACUUCGAGCAGUCUUGGACGUCAGCGGAUGGCGAUUUCCUCAACGUCUUCUCUCGCAGGCCGACAAUGGAGGGAGGAUGUAGAUUGGCCAGUCCGAGAGGUUCGUCAGUUACCACCGUGCCGUUGAACGAAUUCGAAGGAGACUAUGGUGUGAUCGAUGACCUGAUGAGGGCCAACUCAAACGACUGGGACCCCUGUGACGAAGAAAAGCAGUACGAGGUCGGCAUAGGCGGACAACAUUCUCUAGCUUUGUCCAGUGAGGAUCUGAUGCUGGAAAGCAGCACGGACAAUGCUGAGAGCCCUGCCGCCCCCGCUCAAAACAAUGACGUUCGUGCCUGGAUGCAUCGCACCUUCUCCAAGCGUAACCAGAAGGUCAACAAAUCCAAUCCCAUCCCCAAUGCCAAGCCCGUACCGCCGGGUGCACAAGACGACAACGGCUGCGAGCAAAUUGUCGAAGACAUGUACGAAAUCUUCAAUGUUCGCCAGGGUGGUGCCUGGAGUGAUAGUUCAUCCCAGCCAACAGCAGCAGCAGCGAAGGUGUCCAACGUGUAUGAACUGGGAACAAACAACGAGAGUUCGGAUUGUGGCUCGUGCCCAUAUGAGGCGUGGCAACAGGAUCAAAGCGGGCAGAAGCAGCCCAGCUCGGGACGGGCCCGAACUGACGCAAGUCCCCCAGAUAGCGAGAGGGGCCGGAAAGGUAGCAUCGGUGACAGAAGCAGGGUCGGCCAAAGAAACAGUGUUGGGCGAAAGGUCAGCAUGAGUCGCAUGAAGAAGUUGGCCCUGUUCAAGCGAGCCCAGGGGGAAGCGGCAAGCGGUGCAGUAGACGGCGGCGACUCUGAGUACAUGCCAAUGGAUGCACUGCAGGACGACGACGACCCAUUUUCCGCUAUGAGAUCACGUUGCAUGUCCUCCACCAGUUCCGCCGGCCGUUCAAAGAGCCCGUGGAACAUCGACAGCGCAGUUUCCUUGGGCAAGAUGAAGGAUCAGGGCUUCUGGAUGUCCGAGGACUCCUCUACGGUCAUGGGCGGGUGCGUCACGGCCGGGCAGAGUGCGGACGAGAACUCAGUUCUCUACGAGGAUACAACCGAGAUGUGCAAAGCACUGUCCCAAAGCCACCCCAAUCUCACCGAACCUCUGGGCAAGCCGUUCGCCUCGUGCGACAACAAAUCUGUCGUACCGAAAGAGUUUUUCUUCACAGUGGAGAAUGGUGGCGACAUGAUCCCGCUCAGCGCGUUUGAAACGACGUUGACGGCUGAGGAAGCACAGGCGUUCGCAGUCGUACUGGGCUCUGACAACCAGUUCGCCCUCGUCGACCCCCGCACGAACAAACGUUUAGCCACGGCCAGCCGCGCUCAGGCAAACAAGGCAGUGAGGGCAAUAGCCGAGCAACGGCAGCAGCAGAGCGCGGCUCAGAACAUCUACGACAACAACAGACUUGCAGAGGACGCCGACGCCAGAGCGCGUGCCAGAACCACCACGUUCAGCUGCAGAUCGGAAGCUGCACAGGAGCACAGGCACAAGCUCUUGAAGAAGCCGAAUGGCCAGUACAUGUUCGUGGGCACCGGUGGUGGCGUUAUGCCUGUCAGCAUAUUCAAGACGAAGGUGGACUACAGCCGAGCGCACUUCUACUCCGUCAGCGAGUCCGACGAGGGCGGUGUAAGCACGUAUACGCUCAUGCUGGAAGGCGAUCGCAUCGCAACGGCCACAACACCACCGCAGCAGCAGCAGCAGCAGCACGACGAGGCUAGGCCGACGCCCGACGACGGGCACGUGAACAGCAGCAUGUACAAUGCGUACGGUCUUCCCUCGCAGGACGAUAGCAACACUGCUGAAGGCUCAGCGGUGGCAGCAGCAGGCUGGGGCCGGGGCUCUUUGGACAGUGAGCAACACGCCAGCAGGGCAGCAGCAGACGCACUCUCAAGUUCCGUCCCGGCAAAGUCAAUGCAAGCCAACGGCAAGCCAGUGUUUAUCGACCUCGACGGCAGCUACGCAUUUAAGAGCAAGAGCGGCAGCUCUACACCAUUGACGGUCUUUGGGGUUUCCUUGACCGAGUCUCAACCCGACAUGUGCACCGUGGUAUACACGUCCAACAAGUAUGCCCUGUUCGAUUUCAGUACGUCCAGCCAGCCCCUGGGCGUAGCCUCGGACGAACAAGUCCACUUGGCCGCGGAGGCGAGGCUCGCCGCAUUGGCCACACAGGGCAGGCACGAGGACGAUGCCGCCAGUCCUCAGAAUACGGAAAACUCUUCUGUGCUGGUCACCUCCAGCGGUAACCAGGUGCCCAUCUCGCUGUUCAAAACCAAGAAGCACAUGGAGCUCAACACGCAGAAUUGUCUUGUUACUGAAGCCCCCAGCGGAGCAAUGGCGGUGUUUGAUCGCAAGACGAGCGCACUGAUAGGUGCUGCUUCUCCCGAGGAGAUUGCUCGCGCGCAGUACGCGCUGGUGGGCAAAGCGUCGGUCAGGAAGAAGCCCACCAACAGCACGAACCCACCUCCUGCGCCGUCCAGCGGUUCCGGAAAGGCCGACGAGGACAAGCCUCGCUUCCCGCGCGUCCCGAACCACUAUUCCUACGUGCGCGCAGAGAGUCUGGAGCGCAACAGCCAAAUGAAAGUGGCCAGAAUGUACAGCAUUGGAGCGGGAGCCAUGGACAGGGCGUCAGCCGUAGAGAUGAGCAUGGAUGACUACUUCGCAGAGGAACUCGGUGCCAACAAAUCUGGCACCGGGUAGUUUGAAGAGGUCUCCUCGGAUGCACACCGCUUAGCUCGUGCUCUUCUCUGUCAUGUCCUGACUAGACAACCACGAUGCACUGUUGGAUAGUGCCUUCUGCCCCUUUCCUUCCUUUGCUCCCCACACCGCUGGUUUUGUCAACGUUAUUAUGUCUGUGUUGCUCCCUUGUCUCUCAGAUGCUCGGGGCUGCGAUGAAGAAAAUAUUCAAAUAAUCCAGUAUAUGGCUUUCAUUUUAACACGCGCAAGUGGCUGCGUAGCGAAUUAUCCUGCGCAUGCACCACACAUGCUACGCACGCACACACACACACACACACACACACACACACACACACACACGAGCAAAUUAAUUUUGAUUCAAGUUUACUAAUGGACUGACAAUGCCGAUUCAUAGGUCUCAAGUGAGGCGGCUAUUUCUAGCGCGCAUGCAUUGGGUAUCGUUUCACACACUUCCCUAUCCUUCCUCUUCCUUUGCCCGCAGUUCUCACAUCUUACAAAAGUGUUAUUCUCCUUUUUUUAUUCCGUGUUUGUGGGUCUUCCUUUGCCUGAACUUUUUAUCUUGGUUUCCUACCGUUUUUAUCCCAGGGUAUUUCCCUGCUGUUUUAAUUAUCACAGUUCUUUUUUCCUUGACUAUGAUUUUUCACUUUCUUACCCGACAAACGCAACUAUGCAGUUCUGCAAUACUCACUGUCCCUCUCUUUCUCGCUUUUACUCUCUCCCCCUCCCCUCCCCCCUCUGUCUCUCAUCCUCUCUCAUAUGCCUUCUAUACACAUACCAGCUGCAGCUUGUUGCUAUCAGGCAGUUUCCUGCGGAGUGUACAGUAGUAAUACGGGGCAGUUUACUUUGUUUUAUCAGCUGCUGAAAUAGCCAAAACGAGCUCGUAAUAAAUAUUAUGUAUUCUCCAAGCAUGCCGUAAAAAUAAGUUUUGCUGCCAAGUCUGGUUGAAAUGGAUUUACUAGAUUUAUUGCAGCGUUGUUCAUGACGGGGGUACCGGGUGACGUAAGAACAUUUUAUCGUUUGUUGAGAUUACUAUAUAUAGUUUUAUAGCCGUGUUCCUCCUACCUACUUUUACUU